Fonsecaea multimorphosa CBS 102226 is the source of this 2511-nucleotide messenger RNA. RefSeq lists its product as uncharacterized. NCBI's taxonomy places the organism in Eukaryota, Fungi, Ascomycota, Eurotiomycetes, Chaetothyriales, Herpotrichiellaceae. Gene Ontology annotation, cellular component: RZZ complex. The transcript has a single exon. The record is from RefSeq and is a predicted model, not a curated record. Gene Ontology annotation, biological process: mitotic spindle assembly checkpoint signaling; endoplasmic reticulum to Golgi vesicle-mediated transport. Bases 1 to 2511 code for a protein of 836 amino acids.
AUGUCUAAUGAAUCGGAUGCAGCCAUCUCCCUGUGCGAUGCCAUCGUCCAUGGCAGUGUCCCGCAGUCGGAACAACUCCUGACCUCUGAUCUGUCCUCUUCGACCAUCUCGGCGCUCCUUGCCCAAAUAUCCCAGACGCGGCGUGAGAUUAGUGAUGAAAUCAGAGAAAAGAGUAGGGAUGAGGCUGGAUCGGUGGAUCAAUGGAUCUCCCGGGCAAAGAAGGUUCAGGAGGACAUCGCCCGCUGUAAACUCGAGUCCAAACGCAUUGUGGAGGAGCACCAACAACUGCAAGCUUUGAGAGACCAGGCAACAGACUAUCAACGCAAAGUCGAACUUCUCGACACGGAGAUCGACUUCACCGAGACCCUGAGACAAGAGCUGGAGGAUGUAUCACUGAAGACGAAGGCAUUGAGAGAAGUCGAGGAGUGUUUGGCCAAGGAUGACCCGUGUGGAGCUGCCUCAAAGUUGCAGGAGCUGGAUAAAAGCCCUGCAAGCAAAUUCAGGUCCAGGACAACGAAUAUUGUUCGAGAUCUAAAAGACGAAUUACGCCUCAAGACUCGGCUACAGCUGGAAACAAAGCUGAAUGCUCAGAUUCUCAUUCGGAGAGAGCCGCGGAGAGCAAACCUUGAGAUUCUCCCCAAUGAGCCUGGGUCCAACACAUUCAAUUUUGAUGCCAUACUUCAAGCUCUUACCGACCUGGGUGAUGCGCAAGGUUCUGUCGAACCUUUGACGGACAGGCUUCGGACAGUGCUGGUCCAGCCCCUUCGACGCACUGCCCGAUCGAAGCUCUCGACAUACCAGGUGGAGCAACAUUCCUUGAACAUCGAGUUAAGCACAACUCUGCCGUCCAUAGACUUGGUCCUUGAUUUUGUCCUUGAUAUUAUAAACUUUCUGCAAACUUCUCUGCCGAAGAUGAUACAGGGUGCUGCAGUUACCGCCAUCCUUCCGGACCUGAUGAGUGUUCUGGUGUCGGACUGGCUGGUCCCCGAGCUACCAAUAGACCUCGCCAUGCUGGAUGGUCUCGAUAAGCUGCAACAAAGGGUGACUGUAAUUCUGGACAAAUUGAAAUCAUUACAGUGGACUGGGCAAGCCCAGCUUCAAGACUGGAUGGAUGACAUUCAGCGUACUUGGUUGAACAAGCGCAAGGCAGCUACACUGGACGCCGUGCGGAAAGCAUUUGCUUCUGCAAAGGGUCAUCUCAGACAGGUCGAGAGAGUGGAAAAACAGGUCAUGUCGACAGCCACAGAAGAGCCCAAAGCUGGCGACAAUGAAUCCAAUGACUGGGACACUAGCUGGGACGAAGAUAUCAAGGACAAAUCAUCGACAGGAGAAGCUCCAACGGAAGGCGACGGUACAGAGGACGAAGACACGAGUGGUUGGGGGUUUGACGAGGAAGAAAACAGCGCAGAGAAAGAAGACAAACAGAAUGGCCACGCCGCAUCUCAUGACGAGGAUGAUGCAGGAGAGGCCUGGGGCUGGGAUGAUGAGAAUCAAGAGAAGAGAUCGGAGCAGGCAGUCAAGGACGCUCCCACCGAGACGAAUGGUGCACGAGGGCCCCGGGAGACCGAGCAUGAGGUCACCUUGACUGAAGUCUACAGCAUCAGCGAGAUUCCGGACCAUCUCGUUGAAAUCAUAGGCAGGGAUUUCUCGGAUGCUCAAGCUAUCGAAGAGACCAAACACAAGAAUCUUGAACCUGCAACAGCAUCAAAAGGACUCCUGGCCCUGCCGACACUGGCUCUGGCUAUGUUCCGCGCGACGGCACCCAGUUAUUAUGGUGCGUCCUCGUCUCUAACCGACAUCCACCGCUACAACGACUCCCUCUACAUUGCCGAGCGACUUCGUGACAUGACCAUCCCAGCGGGGAUGCCGCACAUCGACGCCGACAUCAAAGCCAUGGAGAAAUUCGCCAAAAUGGCAUACUCGAAAGAGAUGGAGACCCAGCGAAUUAUCGUUUGGGACUUGCUGGAAGGAGCCCAAGGGUUCACGCUGUGCACCCAGUUCCCCUACUCCCAGGAGAUCGAGAACGCCGUCUCUUCAGUCGUCGAUCGCAUCCGCACGCUGCACACGGACUGGAAACCCAUCCUCUCGACAUCGGCGUUGAUGCAAAGCAUCGGCUCGCUGGUCACCAUGGUCAUCACCAAAGUGAUCUCCUCGAUUGAAGAGAUGGACGACAUCUCCGAACCCGAGUCCCGGAGACUCACGGCCUUCUGCCAACAGAUCGCCAGUCUAGAAGACCUCUUCCUCUCGACCCCUCCGGCCGGAGAUCCCGAGCAGCCUCAAGACCCUAUCCCCAUGGUGGCCGUGUACGUCUCCAACUGGCUGCGUUUCCAGUACCUGAUCAACAUCCUGGAGAGCUCGCUCGUCGACAUCAAGUACCUGUGGACCGAGGGCGAGCUGAGCCUGGAGUUCAGUGCCGACGAAGUGGUCGAUCUGAUCAAGGCGCUCUUCGCCGAGAGCCCGCAUCGCAGGAGCGCCAUUGCGGCCAUCAGAGGCUCGCGGCUGUCCAGGUAA